GCCGGGGCAGCGGCCGAAGCGAGAGCCCCAUGCCCCGGGCGGGCUGAGGGAUCCGAAACCCAGAGUGGAGCCUCGGCCCGGACAGGUCCCAUUAGAGCGACAUGAUGGUGGAAUCCGCCUCGGAGACAAUCAGGUCGGCCCCGUCCGGUCAGAACGGAGUCAGCAGUCUCUCCAGCCAGAGCGAUGGUGGCGGUGGUGGCGCUGGAGCCGCAGGAACUGUGACAGGAGCAGGAGGAGGAGGAGGAGGAGGAGCAGGGAGGGAUGGAGGAGCAGGCGGGGAGAGCAACGGCGAGAUGAGCCCUGUGGAGCUCUUGCACUUUCAGCAGCAACAGGCUCUCCAAGUAGCCCGGCAGUUCCUGCUACAACAAGCCUCAGGCCUGAGCUCUCCUGGGAACAAUGACAACAAGCAAUCGGCAGUACAGGUGCCGGUGUCUGUGGCCAUGAUGUCACCUCAGAUGAUCACCCCCCAGCAGAUGCAGCAGAUCCUGUCACCUCCUCAGCUCCAGGCCUUGCUGCAGCAGCAACAGGCCAUCAUGCUUCAACAGUUACAGGAAUAUUACAAGAAACAACAAGAACAGCUUCAUUUACAGCUCCUCACCCAGCAGCAAGCUGGGAAACAGCAACCCAAAGAGGCACUUGGGAACAAGCAGCUGGCCUUCCAGCAGCAGCUCCUCCAGAUGCAGCAGCUGCAACAGCAGCACCUGCUGAACCUGCAGAGACAGGGUCUGGUCAGUCUGCAGCCCAGCCAGGCAACAGGACCCCUCCAAACUCUCCCGCAAGCCGUGUGCCCAUCCGACCUGCCCCAGCUGUGGAAGGGAGAUGGGGUGGCUGCCCAGCCAGCAGAAGACAGCGUGAAGCAGGAGGGGUUGGACCUCACCACAGCAGCAGCCACCGCUACCUCGUUUGCUCCCCCUAAGGUCUCACCCCCCCUCUCCCACCACACCCUCCCCAAUGGGCAACCCACUGUGCUCACACCUCGACGAGACAGCUCCUCACAUGAGGAUACCCCUGGCUCCCAUCCCCUCUAUGGUCAUGGGGAGUGCAAGUGGCCAGGCUGUGAGACCCUUUGUGAAGACCUGGGGCAGUUUGUCAAACACCUCAAUACAGAACAUGCACUUGAUGACAGAAGCACAGCCCAGUGCCGGGUCCAGAUGCAGGUUGUCCAGCAGCUGGAGAUACAGCUAGCCAAGGAGAGUGAGCGACUUCAGGCGAUGAUGGCCCAUUUGCACAUGAGGCCUUCAGAACCCAAGCCCUUUAGCCAGCCGCUGAACCUGGUGUCAGGCUCCUCACUCUCCAAGGUGACUGUCUCAGCAGCUGAUUCAUUCCCGGAUGGCCUCGCCCACCCCCCCACCUCAGCUGCCGCCCCUGUUACUCCCUUACGCCCCCCUGGCCUCAGCUCUGCUACUCUGCACAGUGGGGGCCCUGCCCGCAGGAGGAGUAGUGACAAGUUCUGCACCCCCAUCUCCUCUGAACUGGCCCAGAAUCAUGAGUUCUACAAGAAUGCAGAUGUCCGACCUCCCUUUACCUAUGCGUCCCUCAUCCGACAGGCCAUCCUGGAGACCCCUGACAGGCAGCUUACUCUGAAUGAAAUCUACAAUUGGUUCACCAGGAUGUUCGCCUAUUUCCGGAGGAAUACAGCCACCUGGAAGAAUGCUGUCCGACACAACCUGAGCCUACACAAGUGCUUUGUGCGAGUAGAGAACGUCAAGGGCGCCGUGUGGACAGUGGAUGAGCAUGAGUACCAAAAGCGGAGACCACCAAAGAUGACAGGGAGUCCAACUCUGGUGAAGAACAUGAUCUCGGGCCUCAGUUAUGGAGCACUUAAUGCCAGCUAUCAGCCUCCAGUUCUUUCCAAUUCUUGUGUAUGGAGCUGGGGGAGGGGGACAGGAGGGAAGAUUGGCCCUGAUUGCCUCUCCCCUCCAGUACAGGCUGCCCUGGCCGAGAGCAGCUUCCCCCUCCUCAACAGCCCAGGCAUGCUGAACCCAGGCUCUACCAGCAGCCUCCUGCACCUCGGACAUGAGGAUGUGAGCAGUACUGUAGAGCCCCUCACCAGCAAUGGCAGCAUCAGCCCCCCACGCCUCUCCCCACCCCAAUACAGUCACCAGGUGCAGGUGAAGGAAGAGCCAGCUGAAGCGGAGGAGGACAGUCGGCCUGGGCCCGCCCUGGGCCCCGCCAACCCCAGCACCGGGGCUCCCCCGGAAGACAGGGACCCAGAAGAGGAUCUGCCUGGGGAGGAACUGUCGUAAGGGCCUCUGGGGGAGGGGCAGGCAGGGGAGGAAGGGGGUGAACACUCCCCCCUUCCCCUCCCCAGGCUCUCACCUUCCCCUCCACUCCACGCCCCCUUCUGCCCCCACCUCGAGGCCCUUCCGGGACAGCAGAUUGGGGUGAGGCUUCUGUGCCAUCCCACCUGUGACUGACGGACUCUGCCUGGCAGAGAUGGCCCCCUUCCCCCUCCAUUGACCAACGGCUGGUGGUCUAGAACUGGUGGAAGAGCCAGGAGAGUGUGGACCUCCAGUACCUGACUUCAGUCUGUGUCCAAGCACCUCCCUCCCUCUCCCCGACCCCCUGACUUCUGCCCUCCAGUCCAUCCUCUCACCAUGACCACCACCAGCAGGACUCUCCCCGCCACCUUUGCUUUCUGCCCCCUUCAACACUGAGACCCGCAGGCGGGGCUGACAAACCCCCAUUCCCACCAAGGCAGCAUUUGUCCCCUCCUUCCCCGCCCCGACCUUGACCUUGUACCCUCUUCUCUAACAAGCCCAGGACAAGGCAACCUUGUCAAAGGAUUUAGAGCUAGAAGGGGCCAGAGAGAUGAUUUAGUUUCACCCCCUCAUUUGGCAGAUGAGGAAACUGAGGCCCAAGAAAAGGGAAGUGACUUGCUUAAAGCCACACAGACAGUAAGCAGCAAAGUCAGGAUUUGAACCCAGGUCUUCUGAUUCCAAGUCCGGUCCACUUUCUCCUCCCCGGUACUAUACAAGGCAUCCUUCUUCCAUACUGUGAAUGAUCAACACCGGCCACCAGCCUCAUGGGGAAAGGGGAGCCUAGAGCGUCUCAGACUCUACCCCCACCCCCCAGACAAACCAGUUCUCCCUUCCCUGUGUAUCCAGCAGCCUCAGGUUGCACACGGGUGAAACCAGCUGGGGCUCUGGAACUGAAAGCAGCUUCAAGAAGGGGACUAUUGAUGGAAAUCCCCUGCGUGAGGAUCAGGCCUCCCCAAGGGGGGCAGGAUGCUGUCUCGCUCACACCUUCCUGUGUCUUUGCUGUAAUUGUUGAGCUCUGACUCUUGCCAUCUCAAGUCAAACAGGGGCUGAGGGCCCCAUCUCCACUGUAACCCCCCUUGUACCCUGCCCUCUUAUGAAGAGCGGGCAGUAUUGAGGGUCUAGAAGGAGAGAUAUGGGGACGAGGAGUGGGGUUGGGAAUAGAUUAUUUGCCCUCGAGGAGAAGGGGGAAGAGGGAAAAUGUCCCUAAGACUUUGGUAUUCACCCAUGGAACUGAAGGUUGGUUCCACACUUGUGGAGGGGGAAAAUUCUCUGGCAUCCACUAGGUGUCCCCGUGGAGCUCGCUGCUGCAGCUGGUCGGCUGAGGGAGGAAGUGUGCGCCUCAGCCUCCCGUGGCGUUAGAAGAGGCUUGUGUAUGUGGGGCGGGGUCUGGGGAGGGCGGGGGAGCAGGCUAGUUGCCAAGGCCAGAGGAAUGGGUUACCUCUUCCAAAGCUCUCCCUCCUAAUCCUUCCCCCGCCCCCUGCCCCCCUCCAUUUCACAGCCCCUCUCAAUUCCCUCUCCUCUUCUUUCCCCAUUUAAACAGAUGACCAAAGACCUUUCUUAUGCCAGAAGCAGAAACCAAAACUUUUUGUUUGCUUUUUUUCCUUUGUCACCCCUUGCCCUCCAUUCCUGAUCUGACAUUCUGCCCUCACCCCCAUGACUCCCUCACCCCCCAGUCUAGAUGCUGGAGGGAGGGGGGUCCCCUCCACUUAAGUUAUUGUUUUAAACCAAAGUUGACAGUGUCUGUUGGUGGCCAUGGCUUUCUUCCACACCCCAGUCUUCAGCUGCCCACAGAAGGGGCCUGGGGACAGGCUUCCCUGCACACCUCACUUCUACUCUCGUUCCCUCCUCAUCACUCUGUUCCUAGGCUGUCCUUCCUCUUCCCCUCUCACUGGGGACUUGGGAUCUGAGGGGAAGGGAGGGCUCAAGUGCGAUGAACUCCCUUUGGCCCCCUGGGGCAACGGUGGCUGUCUCCAAGGGCCUCUAGAGGGAAGGGCCAGUUAUAGGUUGCUGUUCUUGCUUCCCCCUCUACCCUCCACCUCCAGUCAGUAUUGUGUCCCAGCCAGCCAGCCAUUCCUCUUGAUCACCCUCUAGUGCCCACCCCAGGCUGGUCCCUGGUGUGCCCAUCAUCAUACUCCUACCACUGCUAGGGCUGGAGACACAAAGGUGGAGGGCUGUAUUCUGAGGGUUUACUGGGGAGAGAGCUGAAGCAGGUAAAGGGGCAACCAGAUGUCAUUCCUUCCCCCCACUAUGGGGGAUUCCAACUUCAGGUGAAGGGCAAGGCUGCUAUGUCUGACACCCACCCUGCCCCUAGACUAGUCCCUCUGAUAGGGACAGGACCAGGAAGGGGUUGGAGAGGGACUUGAUGGUCUAUUGCCUAGAAAAGACCCAGUCACCACACACAGACUGUGAUCCUCACAAGUCCUCAGUAGGAUUUGGGUGGCAGAAGGUCCCUGGUGCCUGUUAACCAUGAUCCUCAUCCCAGUUUGUUCCUUGCCCUCUGACUUGUGCAGAAAUAUUAAAUGCCCUCUGCUCUUAGGCCCUCA
Vombatus ursinus (common wombat) is the source of this 4804-nucleotide messenger RNA. RefSeq names its product forkhead box protein P4. Gene Ontology annotation, cellular component: nucleus. The coding region runs from base 102 to 2246 and encodes 714 amino acids. Lineage: Eukaryota; Metazoa; Chordata; Mammalia; Diprotodontia; Vombatidae. The transcript is spliced from 18 exons. The record is from RefSeq and is a predicted model, not a curated record. Gene Ontology annotation, molecular function: DNA-binding transcription repressor activity, RNA polymerase II-specific; RNA polymerase II cis-regulatory region sequence-specific DNA binding. Gene Ontology annotation, biological process: regulation of transcription by RNA polymerase II.